UAGUAAGGGAAGGGCUGGGGCUAUGAAUAGGCGUCGGGGCUUCCUGUCCGUCGAUGUGGUGGGCUUGGCCGCAGAGGAGGGGCAGGAGCAGCAUCAGUAAGCGGCUGCAGCAGGGAGACCGGUCCCGGGUGUUUGCACGGAGUGACCGAGAGAUGCAGAGCUGAGUCUCUCCUCUCAGACAGCCGCCGCCCCGGGGGCAGAACGUGCCCAGCCGGGUGUGACCCUGCCCAGCCAUGAGUGACUUGAAUAAAACCCUGCAGAAAUGGCAUGCCAGCUUCAGCAAGGGCACGGACUUCGACUCGUGGGGGCAGCUGGUGGAGGCCAUUGAUGAGUACCAGAUAUUAGCUCGGCAGCUACAGAAAGAAGCCCAAUCUCCGUCCAACGCCUCCGAUUUUACCGAAGAUCAAAAGAAAACCAUCGGGAAGAUCGCAACAUGCCUGGAGCUCAGGAGCGCCGCCCUGCAGUCCAACCAGUCUCAAGAAGAGUUCAAGCUGGAGGACUUGAAACAGCUAGAACCCAUUUUAAACAACAUUCUUACUUUCAACAAAGAAUUUCCCUUUGAUGUCCAACCAGUUCCAUUAAGGAGGAUUUUGGCUCCUGGGGAGGAGGAGAAUUUAGAAGUGGAAGAGGAGGAAGAAGAGGCCGGUGCUGGAGUUGGAUCUCCAGAUGCCUUCCCUGCGCGAGUCCCAGGAGCGAUUCAAGGCACUCUCUUACCAAGACUCCCUUCUGAGCCCGGGAUGACCCUUCUCACUCUAAAAAUUGAGAAAAUUGGAUUAAAAGACGCAGGGCAGUGUAUCGAUCCCUACAUGACAGUCAGCGUGAAGGAUGUAAACGGCAUCGAUUUGACUCCUGUACAAGACACGCCGAUGGCAACGCGGAAAGAGGACACUUACGUUCAUUUUAACAUCGAAAUUGAAAUACAGAAACACGUUGAAAAACUCACCAAAGGGGCAGCUAUUUUCUUUGAAUUCAAGCACUACAAGCCCAAAAAGAGAUUUACGAGCACAAAGUGUUUUGCCUUCAUGGAGCUGGAUGAAAUCAAGCCUGGCCCGAUCGUCGUAGAACUCUACAAGAAACCAACUGACUUUAAACGCAAGAAAUUACAGUUGUUAACAAAGAAACCUCUCUACCUGCAUCUACAUCAGACGCUGCACAAGGAGUGAAUUCGGGUCCGGCCUGUGCCUUCCGAGCAGAACCACACAGAAGCACCCGACACGGGUGACCACCGCCGUCUUCGGUUACCGAUUAUCAAGCAGCUGAUGCCGACACAUGCACAACAUUUUAUGAAUCUCAUUUCUAUGUAGGAAAGGCAUAACGGACCACAAAAGCUGCAGGAAAAUAAGGGGGGGGGGUGAAUAUGGACCUCCUAAGGUUACAAUGAUGUAAAACCACAGCAAUAAUAGACUUAUUUUUGAAUUUAGCGUAAAUUGUUGCGGCCCCAGAAUGCCGGCCGUCUGCCUUGUGAAGAGUUUUGUUGAAGGACUUGGGUGACUGGUUCACAUCUGUAUAUAAAAAAGUGUCGUGCUAUAUUGUGUGUCCGUACUGACCCGCGCGUGUUCAACAGGAGCAUUUACCUUU
Molecule: messenger RNA, 1578 nt
Organism: Spea bombifrons (plains spadefoot toad)
Lineage: Eukaryota; Metazoa; Chordata; Amphibia; Anura; Pelobatidae
Gene: AIDA
Product: axin interactor, dorsalization associated
Exons: 11
Coding region: 234-1163 (309 amino acids)
Biological process (GO): determination of ventral identity
Cellular component (GO): membrane
Molecular function (GO): phosphatidylinositol binding
Source: RefSeq, a predicted model, not a curated record